GUUAAACUUUUUACAAGAAAAAUAUUAAACAUGGCCACUUGCAAGAAAAGCAUGGGUUCUAUAAAGAAGAAGUUAAAAGAUAUGAAUGUCGACGAAUUCUUCAAUGAUGAUUUAGAUGUAGAUUUAGAUAGUGCUUCUGAUUCUUCAGCAAAAUCACGUGAGUCUGAUAAAAAGCCUAUGAAAGCUAAAUUAAAAAACAUUACUAAAAGAGUUGAAACGGCUACGAAAACGUCUCUUAAAAAAGAUAAACAAUCGACUAAUAACAAGAAGUCAAACGAGAAGAAAAAGUUGAAAAACCAAGAACGAGAAGUAGUGAAUAAUACAAAGAAAUCGUUAGCAUCUACAUUACAAGAAAACGAUCCAGAGUUUUAUGAUUUUUUGAAAGGCCAGGAUAAAUCUUUGUUGGAUAAUCUUGAAGAUCUAUCACAAUCUGAAUCUGAUAGUAAUUAUGAUGAUGAUGACUUGGAUGACACCACCAAUUCAAAGAAAGCAAGAAAAGAUGAAAUUGAAAAAGAACUGCUCAAUAUGUCUAGUGGUGAUGAUUCAGAUUCUGAUGCUGAAAAUAAUGUGCACAAACCUCCUGAAAAACUUGAAAUGGCAAGUGAUGAAAGUUCAGAAGAGGACUUGGAGCUGGAAGAUGAAAGAGCUCAAAAGGUUGAAAGUGGUGUUCUUCUUACUCAUAAAAUGGUUGAAAAGUGGGGCCAGGAAUUGAGAACUAAGCCAUCACUUGCUAUUUUUAAGGAACUUGUUUCAGCCUUCAAUUCAGCUGUUCAAGAAGCAGGAGGCUCAGAAGAGAGCAUAUCUCGGAAAUAUAAAAUUGAAGGUGGUGCUAUUUUCAACAGUGUUGUUAGACUAUGUUUAACACAAGUGGUUCCUGCUCUUCAGAGUAUGCUAAGCUUGCCUGCUUUGUCUGAUGUUCGUAAUUUAUCAGACAAAUCAAUUAAAUGGAAGAAGUUAAAACUAUGGAUAAAGUCAUACUUAUCAUCUUUGCUGGAUUUGUUGACUCGAAUGUCAGAUGAAGCAAUGGUAAAUGCCAUUUUAAAGCAUGUUCACAAACUAAUUAUCUUUUAUGCUAGCUUUCCAAAAUUAAAUAAAUUGCUCUUAAAGAAGAUGAUCCAAAUAUGGACUACAGGUGAGGAAGCAACACGUGUCCUGGCAUUUCUGUGCAUCAACAAAGUUACUCAUUUAAAACAAGACAUUUUGCUGGAACCUUGUUUGAAACAAAUGUAUAUGGCUUAUGUUACAAACUGCAAAUUUACAUCUCCAACAACAUUGCCUCAUAUUAACUUCAUGCAGAAGUCUUUAGUAGAAAUAUUUACUAUUGACCAAACUGUUGGUUAUCAGUAUGCCUUUGUUUACAUUCGACAGCUAGCCAUUCAUCUAAGAAAUGCUAUAGCAGUGAAAAAGAAAAACACAUGUCAGGCUGUAUACAACUGGCAAUAUGUUCAUUGCUUAGGACUUUGGGUUCAACUGCUGACUAAAAUGUACCCCAGUGAAGUAUUUCAACCAUUGGUCUAUCCAUUAACCCAAAUAAUUAUUGGAACAAUAAAGCUUUUACCUACUGCCAGGUUUUAUCCUCUAAGGUUUCACUGUGUUCAGUUUCUGAACAAGUUAGCAUUCAAGACAAAUACAUUCAUACCAACUGCACCUUUCCUUCUAGAGAUUUUUGAGCAAAUUGACUUUAACAAAAGGCAUAAAGCCAUUAGCAUGAAGCCAUUUAACUUUGCUGUGAUUCUGAAGUUCUCUAAAGCACAAUUAAAUGAAAAGGCUUUCAAAGAUGGUAUUAUUGAUCAGCUUUAUGAACACUUGCUAGAGAGCUUCAAUACUUAUGCUCAUUCAGUGAGCUUCCCUGAAUUAAUUGUCCCAGCUGUUGUUCAGAUGAAAUUGUUCCUGAAGAAGUGCAAAAUUGCAAAUUAUUGCAAGCAAAUCAAACAAAUUGUUGAUAAAAUUCAAGAACAGGCAAAAUUCAUCACAGAAAAAAGACGACAUUCUAACAUAAGAUUGGACGAUCAACACUCUGUUGAACAUUGGGAAAACCAAAUUGCGGAAUCAGGGACUCCUUUGAGGAAGUUCUAUACCUCUUGGAGAAAAUUACGAGAUAGAGAAUUGCAGCAUAAUGUUUCCAAUAAAGAUGCUAUAUCUGGAGCUGCUAUAGACAUACCUACCAUUGAAAGGAGAGUACGACAAACUGCAACUGCUGAGGAAAGGAAAGAUUUUUCUAAACUUUUUGAGAAUAAUUCUGACUCAGAUGAUGACGAUGAAAGAUUUUUGUUAAAGGAGGAAAGAUCUGGCAAUGCACCUGCUUCUAAUAAACGGAAGCAUGAAUCGGACAGUGAUGAAUAUAGUGACUUUGAUGAUGAUGAUUUGGAGCAGCUGGCUCAGUCUGCUAGCAGUGAUGAAUCUGAAGUGGAAUAUGAUGAUGGUUUAGAAGUCAAUAAUGUUAAAGAAAACAAAAGUGACAAUAAAGCUGGUAAAAAGAAGGGACAAAUUACUACACAGAAUGGUAGUAUUUCUCCUAAAAAAAAUAAUGCUAAACUUGUUUCACAGGAUGUUGGAGAUGAUGAUGUUGUUGAAGAUUUUAAUUUAUCUGACUUUGACUAAGAAAAAUGUAGUUUUAUGUACAGUAGUAUGAUAUGCUGUUUUAAUUUUAUUAUUUUUGUUUUAAACCAGCUUAAAUUAAUUGCAUAGAUAUAGCUGACAUCUCUGAUAAAGGUGGUGGUUAGUUAUGUUGGCCAGUUAUGUUGGCCACAUAACACCUAGGUAAACCAUUGACCUCUAAACUUGUAUUAAUUUAGACGUAUUAAUUUAAAUGUUAUUUACGUUUAUUUUGUUAAAUGUAAUAAUUGAUAUCAGAAAUAUUAAUAGUCAAAUUUGCAUGGAAAUUAAAACCUCAUUUCCAGCCAUAAAAUUUAUUUCUGCUACCCUUGUCUUUUGCCUACCAUUGUUUAAAGUUAACUUUCUAAAUAUUUACUGUUUGGUUUAAAAAUGGUUAUGUUAGUAUAAUUAGAUUAUUAAUGUAUUACAGUAGCAUGAUAUGUUGUUUUCAUUCUUAUUUUAAACCAGCUUAAAUUAAUUGCACAGAUAUUGCAGACAUCUGAUAAAGGUGGUAGUUAGUUGUUAAAUUGGCCACAUAACACCUUAGUAAACCAUUUACCUAUGUAUUAAUUAAUUUAAAUGUAAUUUAAUUUUAUUUGUUUAUUAUGUUAAAUGUAAUAAUUAAAAUCAGAGAUAUAUUAUUAUUUGCAUGGAAAUUAAAACCUCAUAUUUCAUUCAUAAUGUUUUUUCUACAAUCCUUGUUGAACUUUUGGCUACCAUUGUGUCAAGUUUACUUCUUACCACAUUUAUUUAAAAUAGUAGUAUGUCAGUAUAAUUUGGUUAUUAAUGUAGGUAUUUUUUUAAAUGCAGUUAGGUCUAUUAACUAAGGUCUGUGAGUAUUUUUUAACUCUUUCUCUCCGUAAUUAUUUACCACAUUCUGAUGGAAUCAACAUUAGUAUCAUCAGGAGAGAAAGAGUUAAAGUGGCUUUCCUAUAGCAUUCAUUUGCACCAUAGUCCAGUUUCUUUUGUGGACCAGUGAGGUUGGGGGUAUCUGUGUAUCAGCAAAGGCAACUCUACUAAUAAUGUUUCAUAGCAUAAGAAAAAAAAAGUUAAUGAUUGUCUGACUUGUUUUGUAGUGAAGUCUUUUAAUAAGUUGACAUAUAUAUAUGGAAAUAAAACUGUUUUAAGCCUAAUAUUUUUUCAAUUAAAAAUUUUUCAAGAAGUGA
Biomphalaria glabrata is the source of this 3761-nucleotide messenger RNA. Its product is annotated as nucleolar complex protein 2 homolog. Gene Ontology annotation, cellular component: Noc2p-Noc3p complex; nucleolus; Noc1p-Noc2p complex. The transcript has a single exon. The coding region runs from base 31 to 2601 and encodes 856 amino acids. Gene Ontology annotation, biological process: negative regulation of transcription by RNA polymerase II; ribosomal large subunit biogenesis. Lineage: Eukaryota; Metazoa; Mollusca; Gastropoda; Planorbidae. The record is from RefSeq and is a predicted model, not a curated record. Gene Ontology annotation, molecular function: histone binding; transcription corepressor activity.